AUGCCAGUUUUUAAAAUAAGAACUGUCCCAUAUAAAUGGGAAGAGGUUCAAGAUAUAGUGAAAACUAAUCAAUUGGAAAAAUUCGCCAGACUGCAAGAGGGUAGUGAUAAAUAUUUGAAGUUCAAAAAAUUGGUGGCAUCAUCUAAUUUGACGGUUUUCAAAUACUUGCUUAUCAACCAACUACAAUGGGGGAAACAGUCAGAAAUAGAGGACUUGAAGGAUGAAGAGAUCAAGAUAAUAAGCAAAUCCAAUAAUUUUAAAGAAGGAGAAGACUUGAAAAUUUUAAUGAAUGAUUUCCCUUAUAACUUUGAUACCGGGAUUUUUCAUUUAUGUAUAUGGACAAAAUUUAGAAUUCCCACCGACCCAGAAUCCCUGGUUGGUGACAUUAGCUUGAAAACUAGACAAUUAAUCGAAAAAUAUUUGCACAAAACCUUUGAUAAAUAUGUAGAGUGGGAUAACUUACUUUGGUUUAAGAAUUGGGAAAGUUUACAAAGUGUUAAAAACUUGAGCCAUGUCCAUGUACUCGUCCAUGGGUUAUCACAAAAGGAUUUGGAUGAAUUGUUAUACUCACCUGGUCAACCAUUGACUGAAGAAGAAGUGGAGGAGGUUUUGUGCCAAUGA
Molecule: messenger RNA, 621 nt
Organism: Yamadazyma jaroonii
Lineage: Eukaryota; Fungi; Ascomycota; Pichiomycetes; Serinales; Debaryomycetaceae
Source: the annotation of a GenBank genome assembly